This is a messenger RNA of Talaromyces amestolkiae, 906 nucleotides long. RefSeq lists its product as uncharacterized. The transcript has 2 exons. The record is from RefSeq and is a predicted model, not a curated record. The coding region runs from base 1 to 906 and encodes 301 amino acids. Gene Ontology annotation, molecular function: O-methyltransferase activity. Lineage: Eukaryota; Fungi; Ascomycota; Eurotiomycetes; Eurotiales; Trichocomaceae.
AUGGCAAUGACAGGAGGUAUCCUGGCCGAGGACGAAUUGCAGCGACUAAAACACAGUCGAAUAUCAGCGCAGUUUGUUACUGAGCCGGCAUUUCUCGACUGGGCUUUGUUCAUGACCCGAUACUCAGCGCCUACGGCAUUAGCUUUUGCUAGAGCUACAGAGCGCUGGGGUGAUACGAAAGAAAAGAAUGAAACAGCGUACAAUAUUGCAUUUGACACCCCAAUGCCAUUUUUUAACCAUGUCUCUCAGUCAGAGGAAAUGACACAGCUUUUUGCUGGAUACAUGCGAGCGCAAGGUCGAAGUUCGGGGUUAGUGGUGGAGCACUUGAUUUCUGGUUACGAUUGGGCUCGUUUGGGGCCGGCACAUGUUGUGGAUGUUGGAGGCUCAACAGGUCAAAUUGACCUCAUGCUGGCCAGCAAAUUUCACGAUCUGAGCUUCACCGUCGAAGACCUCCCUAAUACAAUUGAGGAGGCCAAGGUUCAGUUAAAAGACAUAGACCCGUUAAUUGCUUCUCGUAUCAGUCUCAAAGCACACGACUUCAUGCAGCCCCAACCGCCCGAAAUCUCUCGUAUUGCAGAUGUCUAUCUUCUUCGCAAGAUAUUGCACGACUGGCCAACAGCCACUGCACAAAAGAUACUACAGAGCCUGGUCUCAUCGAUGAAGCCUGGAGCACGCAUUGUGAUUAUGGAUACUAUACUUCCUUUGCCUGGGACUGUUCCGGCGCCACAAGAAGCUGCUUUACGUGUGCGCGAUUUAACCAUGGCGCAGAGUUUCAAUAGCAAUGAGCGCGAGCGGAAUGACUGGAUUGAGCUCUUCGCCAGCACAACUCCACCACUACGGAUUAAAAAUGAAUGGCAGUCGAUGGAAAGUGUGAUGGCUGUAAUGGAGCUCAUCUUACAAGAGUAG